Messenger RNA from Asterias rubens (European starfish), 2944 nucleotides. Its product is annotated as beta,beta-carotene 9',10'-oxygenase-like. The transcript is spliced from 10 exons. Gene Ontology annotation, molecular function: carotenoid dioxygenase activity; beta-carotene 15,15'-dioxygenase activity. Bases 18 to 1622 code for a protein of 534 amino acids. Gene Ontology annotation, biological process: carotene catabolic process; retinal metabolic process. Lineage: Eukaryota; Metazoa; Echinodermata; Asteroidea; Forcipulatida; Asteriidae. The record is from RefSeq and is a predicted model, not a curated record.
CACUCCUUGUUGACGACAUGAUGGAGACAACUACACUACGCAAGGAGGAGGAGGAGAGCUCCCUGCAAGAAGACGAAAACGGAGCCGGGUUCCAGGGUCUUUAUCGCUCCGUGCAGAAUGAACAGGUCGAGCCAAUCGAGGCUAAAGUAACAGGAACGAUACCAGAUUGGGUAGAGGGAAGUCUACUACGCAAUGGUCCCGGGAAAUUUGAAGUUGGCGAAGAUGAAUACCAGCAUUGGUUCGAUGGACUAGCCAUGAUGCUUCGGUUCAACAUUCAUAAAGGAAAAGUGACAUUCCAGAGCCGAUUUCUUCGCAGUGACUCAUACAUCAAGGCCAUGGAGCAGAACCGGAUCGUCAUGUCCGAGUUCGGCACCGUGGCACACCCGGACCCAUGCCAGAGCUAUCUCGGUCGGUUCCUCUCCGUCUUCGUACCCAGGACCUUCACCGAUAACUGCAACAUCAGCUGGAUGCAAUACGGGGAUGAGUUCUAUACCGUGACGGAUGGGACUCUCAUGAGGAAGGUGGACCACAAGACGCUCGAGACAAUGGAUAAGGUUGACAUUGCGGACCGGAUCGUAAUACAUUCCUCCACAUCGCAUCCACACACUGCUCCAGACGGGACGGUGUACAGUCUAGGCUCGCGGUUCUCUCUUCAGUGUACUUACAACAUCGUGAAGAUACCUCCCCAUGAUCCAGAGAUACAGUGUGAUCCUUUGUGUAAUGCAUCCAUCCUGUGUGCGAUCCCUACGUCUGGAAUCUACCCUUCGUUCUACCACAGCUUCGCCAUCACCGAAAACUACGUCAUCUUUGUCGAGCAGUCGGCGGUUAUCAACCUACUUAAAGUUCUCUAUGCCCAGAUAUUCUCCAAAAGUUACAUGAUGGGGUUGGAAUUUCGAAAGGAACAACCCGCGAGAUUCCACGUGGUGAGACGAGAAACGGGGGAGCGGCUACUGGACAUCUACACAUCGGACGCAUUCUUGAGUUUUCACCACAUCAAUGCGUACGAAGAGGCGGGGCAUCUUGUGAUUGACAUGUGCGUGUACGAGGACGGCACCAUCGUCAGUUCCAUCAAUUUGAAAGACCUGAAAAAGGGCGUGGUGCCAGAGCGAUUUGGGGAGGCAAGACGGUUUCUGUUCCCAGUGGACGAGGAGCAAGUUAAGCAUUACCGGGAAGGAAUGAACUCGUCGGACUUUCUUCCGCACUUCACCGGCCGUACAGUGCUGAAAAACGACGGUACAAUCCAUUGCACUCCUGCGGUCAUAUCAGACAGAAAUGCCGAGUUUCCACGCAUCAACUAUGAUAAAUACAACGGGAAGCCCUACCGUUACUUCUACUGCAACGGCGGGGAAUUGAACCAAAUGAUCCAAAAAGUCGACACAAAAACCGUUACAUCUAAAGGAUGGUUUGAGAAAGGAUGUUUUCCCUCCGAGCCUAUGUUUGUCAGCGCCCCUGAUUCUACCGACGAAGAUGAUGGAGUCGUCUUGUCUUCUGUUGUAAGUGUCCGGGAGGACAGACCCUCGUUCCUUCUCGUUCUUGACGCGAGAGAUUUCACCGAGAUAGCCAGGGCCGAAGUUGAUGCCGAAGUUGCUUACGGGCUGCACGGGUUAUUCGUUCGCGAAUAAUAAAGCAGAAGCUCUUCAAAGGAUAUCCUGAGGAUUAUCUGACGUCACACUUCGAGGCUCGUGAAUGGCACCAGAGAUCUGCCUUGAGCUUGUACGUAAAUCCCCCUCCAUAAUCACCUUUGACCUUCCAUUCAUUUCACAUGGAGACUCGCAGUCGAGUCAUACGUACAUAUAAAUGCACACUGCUACAUGCGGACGACCGAACGUUCAGCUGCUGCCAAACGGACGAAUCAAAGCCACAGGUAUUCGUCACUGCACAUUUUACCCAAUGCAAUCAUUGUAUCAAAUGAAACCACUAGUUAUGUUAGACCGUGAUACGUGUUUUUUUAAAGACAGGGGACCAGACUACUCGAAGGAUUGUUCUGCAUCUGCUGAAACAAACACUUCUACAGUUGCUUGGUGUGAGUAGUGCAAGCAGAACUAUAAUGGGCAAGAAGUUAUUCAUUUCUUUGAUGUUUUUUGUUUUUGUUUUGUAGUUUCUAGUUCCAUUCGGUUUCUGUUCUAAGAUAAAAUGAGAACUUGUAGCAGUAAUAUAGGUCGAAACCUUUCGACACAUUCAUUAAGUAAACCAUUGGUAGAAUAUACUAAGCUGUUGCAAACUCCUAUUACCAACCGUUCGAACAGAAAGAGCUGAAAUAGAUCGGGUGGAACCAUGAGUUAACCCGACUUUUUAGUAGUACUGCGAGUUCAUUUGAAAAUUGCUUAGGUCUAAUAGAUAACGAGUGAAAAAUUUAUAGAAGCGCAAAAACUGAAUUUGAUAACCUUUUUAUAAAACAGAGUACCAGAGUUUACAAAACCCUAAAAGUCCGCUUAUUAUACAAAUUAUAGCUGAAUAUACUAAAGUAGAUAGCAUUAUUACAUAUAAUACUAAUUUACUGUCAAGAUUGCAGCGUUGGCUAUAAGCAUUUCCUUUGAUUUCCACGGAAUGUCUAAAGUAAAACUGUACAAUAGACAGAUAAGCAACAUUUGUAAGAAUCCCUGGGUUAAGACCCGGUCACACAGGCAUCGGUAACGAGAAUGAAAACGAGAACGUUAAAAAUGCACACCCGCCAUUGGUUGAAUAAGCAGGGGCGUAUUCUGCGUGGAGCAACUCAACCAAUAGAAUGCGAUCUCUUUGCGUUGUUAUCGUUAUCGCUGCAGUGUGACUCGGCCUUCAGACUCUCGUUUAUUUAUUAGUUACUUUUGUAAGCUGUUAAUUUCCUUGUCAUUCACGAUAUUGUACCAUGACGUCAUCGAAACUUCAAAAACGACGCAUAACCUUGACCGAGUGCCCAUCAGCCACGACGAGGUCACCGGUAGGGGUAAAGGUCAUGCCUAGAGGU